UGCGGUGGGUGAAAUCACAUCGUAGGGGAAUAAUAAUGUGACACAAACCCAGCAGCUGAGAUAUUCAUUUGAACUGUGCAGCAGGUUUCAACGUGCGCUUUCGUUUCGGACCAACUUUGGACAAGUAGGUGGGAACCUGGUGACCCACGGCAUGCCCCGAGGCGGCGUGACAAGUUGAGAGAGGGGAGGGAUAAAAAAGGGGAAAAAAAAGAAAAGAAAAGAGGACUCUCAUCACUAUUUUUAAAUGGGUACAGUGAGAUUUUUUUGGGGGGGCGUGGACGGUAGAGGAGCAGCAGUGAGCAUGUUGGCUCUUGGCUGCAGUUCAGUGUAGUGAUGUGCCGGCUGGAAGAAGCCGACUACGCAUAGACUGAGCGGUUAGACGCGGUUGCUGUCAAUCCUCGGCGGUGGACUUGGUGUCAUUAUUUUGUUGUUAUUUGAUGUUAUCUGGAUGUUAUCUUCAACGAGCCGCCGUUUGACGAUACAAAGGAGUUUAAGGAAGGAGGACAUCCGUGAAAAAACGUUUUCUUUUCUCCGAGGACGCAGCAGUUGCCGUGCGUAACGGACGAAAUCUGGUCGAGCAGCUAUUUGAAUGACAAUAGUUUGAGGCAACUGCCUUCCUAUUUGUUUUUAAAGAGGCUUAAUUAAAUGGAACUGGGUGCGCAUGGUAAGUGGCCGUGGGCAAAAAUUGAUGUUGGAAUGACAUUUGGGAUUUGAAAGCUGUGUCAAGUGAAACUGAAGUGCUCUUCUUUUGUAAAUAUUGACAGGUGUUACAGCCUCACCGAGUGUGUCAGGCUGAUCCCUUUAAUUCACUCACGGCUCUGUUAUGUCUUAAAACGCCGCGGACUCGGAAGGUUCGGGAUGGUAACCAAACCUUUGGCAUGGAUGAUCCAAAACUAGUUUAAUCCAGUUAUCUUUACUUUCGCAAUACUCUGUGAAAGCACACGUUGAUAUGAACAACCUUUAGAAUGCGUUUCAAACGCCGAAUGGGAAAGUAACCAUCACUUUAGUGUCUUCUUGUAGUUGGAGCCGAUCUGGCAACAGCCAAAAUGACAAGCAACGGACCUGUCAUCGUCUACGAGUGGCUCAAGACCCUCCAGCUCGCCCAGUAUGUCGAGUCCUUUGUGGAUAAUGGAUAUGACGACCUGGAGGUCUGCAAACAAAUAGGAGACCCCGACUUGGAUGCCAUCGGCGUCUAUAUCCCUCACCACAGACAGAGGAUUCACGACGCGGUGAGGAGACUCAAAGAUGAAGCCCAGGAGACGGCCAGUGGACUGUAUUUCACCCUGGAGCCGAUGCCCCCCGUAGCCGAGAUUUAUACCAGUCACAUGGUGGACCAGUAUGAGUCCAAACUGCGGGGAUCCAAGUCCUGGACCGAGCCCAACAGUGACCGGAUUGGGCGCAACGGUGGGUACAUGGGCGCGCAGAGGAACCUGACGCUGGGAAACAGGAGGGAGCUGGUGAUUUACCCCAAACUGAAGCUGAAGAUUAUGAUCAGGGAUAAGCUCAUCAGAGAUGGCAUCAACCUCGCCAGGCCUCCCUAUUCUAAUAAGGAUGGUUCUCUGGGUAACAUAGAUGACCUUGCCCAGGAGUACUCUGAGUACUACAACACCUGCUUCAGUGACGUCAGCGACCGCAUGGAGGAGCUACGCAAAAGACGAGUAUCCCAAGAGCUUGACAUGGAGAAACAGGACUCAAGCAGCACAUCCCUGCAGCUCCGUACUGAGAUCCAGGAAUCAUUAGGCUUCAGCAGUGAGGUGUCCACUCCAGAAACCGACAGAAAAAUGCCCCUGCACAAAUCCAGCUCUGAAGAUGGAUCUGGAGGUAAAUGGGACAAUAAGAAGAAGAAUAAAUCUUUUUGGCAGAACUUCCGCAAGUCUCAGCACAAGCCAGUCGUGCGUCAGACAUCCAAAGGAGAAGACAUAGGCUACGUGGCCAGCGAGAUCACCAUGAGCGAUGAAGAGCGAAUCCAACUAAUGAUGAUGGUGAAAGAGAAGAUGAUCACCGUCGAAGAAGCUCUAGCUCGGUCUCGUGAACAGUCAGACGAUGAGCAAUCAGAGGACUCUGUGAAAUUCAAGCGGCUCCACAAGCUCGUUAACUCGACACGCCGUGUCAGGAAAAAACUCAUCAAGGUGGAGGAGGGCAAGAAACAUGGCUCUGAAGAUUUUCUAAAUCUGGAUCCGCCUCCCACCUGUGAGGACAACACAGCUCUGUAUACAGGGGUCCUAAAGAAGCCCCCUUUGCCCCAGGAGAUCUCCCUGCCCUCUUUAACCCAGGAUCAACUCUCUCUGGAUGGAGACACAGACAGUCUGACCAAUUCCCCUUCCUCCAGCAGCCUGGACACCUGGUCCGGACACAAGCUGGUCAAAACCUUCAGUAAGUCUUCCAGUACCCACGGCCUCAUCCGGCCCCCCAAGAGAACCCCAGUUGGCUCCGGGGGCCUGGGAGGCUCCAUCUCUGGUGUCGGAGGUAGUGGCUCUUCUUUCUCAGAGCUGGAUGGCUGUGGAUUGGACGACGAAGGAAAGCUGUCCCGCUCCACGACCGACAGCGAGAUGCGGAAGGCCCUGAGCUCCAUCUCCCAUGGGAGAACGUGUAGUUUCGGAGGCUUUGACCUAUCCAACCGUUCGCUCCAUGUGGUCAACACCGGCUCAGAGGCCAACAAUAAAGAGCAGGAGGCUAUAUACAGAGAAGUGGUGAAAUCCCCCACUACAUCUCGGAUCUCACUGGGCAAGAAGGUCAAGUCGGUCAAGGAGACGAUGAGGAAACGCAUGUCGAAGAAGUACAGCAGCUCCUUGUCUGAGCAGUCCAGUCCGGAUGGAGUCCCUGGCUCACCUCAGUCCCCUCAGCCCGACACCGACUCUCUGGAGAAGCCAAAGCUUAAGGCCGGAGGCUCUGUGGAAAGUCUGCGCAGUUCACUCAGCGGACAGAGUUCAAUGAGUGGUCAGACAGUGAGCACCACUGACUCAUCAGCCAGUAACAGAGAAAGUGUAAAGUCAGAAGAUGGUGAUGAUGAAGAGCCGCCUUAUAGAGGACCGUUCUGUGGUCGUGCCAGAGUCCAUACAGACUUCACCCCCAGCCCGUAUGACACCGACUCCCUCAAGCUGAAGCGUGGUGAUGUGAUUGACAUCAUCAGUAAGCCACCCAUGGGAACGUGGAUGGGCCUGCUGAACAACAAAGUGGGAACCUUUAAGUUCAUCUAUGUGGAUGUGCUGAGUGAAGAAGAGGAGAAGCCCAAAAGGCCCGUGAGGAGGAGGAGGAAGGGUAGACCACCCAAACCUACAUCGGUGGAGGAGCUGCUGGAGCGCAUCAACCUCAAGGAGCACAUGCCCACUUUCCUGUUCAACGGCUACGAGGACCUGGACACGUUCAAGUUGCUGGAAGAGGAGGACCUGGAUGAGCUGAACAUCAGAGAUCCUCAGCACAGGGCUGUACUGCUCACUGCUGUAGAACUGCUACAGGAGUAUGACAGCAGCAGUGAUCCAGAGCGCAGCGGCCUGUCCGGCUCCCAGGAGAAGCUGCUAUCUGAGGGGCGGGGCUUGGUGGGAGACUCCCCGCGAGACUCUGGGUGCUACGAGAGCAAUGAGAACCUGGAGAAUGGUAAGAGCAGAAAGGCUUCCCGUUCCAGUCGUUCUUCAGCAGGCCUCCAGUCUCCGGACUACCCCACCCUGCCCAUGACUAUUUCAACAGAGGCUCUGCAGCAGAACGGCAAGAACCAGCGCACAAAGUUCCCAAAAAGCUUCUUCAUCAAGCCCUCCCUGAAGGGCUUUAACCUGCUGGGGCUGCGGAAAGCCCAAAGACAGUCCCCCAUCCCGGCCAGCCGCAGCUGUGAGGACCUGGAUGGGCCUCCAGAGCCCACAGGACCCUGGAAACGCUCCCAUUCUCUGGGAGAUCUGCACUGGGAUCAGAACUUUGAGCAGAAGGAUUUGGGUGUGGAGGUUAAAUUCACCAAGGAAAGACCCAAAUCAGACAACAGCAGCCCCACCAAGGUCUGUAGAGAUGAGGGCUCUCCAGCUCAGAAUGGGACUCCAACAGUGAGCCCAAAAGGACGGGCCGACAGACCACCCGUUCCCUCCCAGCUGCCUCUUCGUCACCCUUGUCGCAUCACCCAGUCCCCAAAUCCUCCAGAGCCCCUCUCCAGUCCUACUCCAAGCCCCCCUGAGUCUAAUGCAAGUGGCGAGAGGAUCAUCCGGACUCAUCCCAAAAAGCCUCCAGUCCCUCCUCCCGUUCCUGCUAAGAAGUCUAAAGAAAGGCUAGCCAACGGCUUACGUCACCCACCUCUCUCCCUGCCUUCCUCGCCAUCUCCAACUCCCUCCCCUACCCACUCUCUCCACCGUUCACACCCCAGUAGCCCUAUAAUCCGCAGCAGCAGCAACAGCCCCAGUGCCCCUGCUUUGCCCGCCAAGACACCAAGCACUCCAACCAGCCCCUGUGCCACCUCAUCCACCUCAUCCAUGGGUGAGGAGUCAGGCACUCCACCAGCUAUGCAGCCUCCAUGGCUCUCAGAUCUGGGGGGCAAGGUGGCUGUUUCAAGGAAGGCUUCCCAUAACAAGAUGAGCCCUGACCUGCUCACCCUCUUGGAACAACGGCUGGAAGUUGAGGGCAUUGAUCUUACGGAGGAGCCCUAUUCUGACAAGCAUGGUCGGUGUGGCAUCCCGCAGCCGCUGGUGCAGCGUUACUCUGAGGACUUGGAGCAGCCUGUCAAGGACGUGGCCUCCACCAUGGACCAGCUCCGAGUCAAAGAGCUCCGUAAACAACACCGCAUGGCUAUCCCUUCUGGAGGUUUGACCGAGAUGUGCCGAAAGCCUCUGCCCUCAGGUAACAUCAGCACGGUCUCCGAUUGGCUCACCUCCAUCGGCCUGCCCAUGUACACCGCGUCUCUGGCGGCGGCGGGAAUCGACACGCUUAGUCGCGUGGCCUUGUUGACAGAGAGCAGCGUGUGGGAAGCUGGAGUACGGGAUGAAAGACACGCCCGCCGGCUGGUCAGUGAGGCGCGAUUGGUCAACGCACACAGAGAGGUGCAGUCCUAACCAUGUCGGUGGAGUAAUAUAAAAUAACAGGUAUUAACUCACUGGUCAGUACCAUCUCAUUUAAACAUGGUCAGUAUUGUGGCCAAAGGUUAAUUGGCCACAGGACUCAACUAUCACUCGAGUGACCACAGCACUACAGUACUUCCUGUCUCGUGCGUGUCAAAAAGACUCAAAGUGAGCCACCCUUGCUUUCUGAAUUCCUCUCUUCAUCACUGUCUUCACUCAGAUGUUUACGGCAUUGAAGAGUUUCUCAGAACAGCCAAGACAAGUCAAUUGCCUUUUUAAACUGUAGACUCACUCUGUGGGAUAACUUCAACUCUGAAGACGCCCCCAAAGUCUUAAAAUUAAGACUUGGAUCUGCCUUGAAGGAAGAUUGCACACUCUUUUGUAAGAUGGAUGUUUGGGUUUGUUUUUUUUUUUAAAUACAGAAAAGACGGUUUACUUCAUACAUAUUUCAUAAGUGCUUCAUUUUCAUCUUUUGUGGCAAAGCAACAAUAUCUGAGGGUCUUUAUAAGGAAGUAGCUCGGCCAAAGUGAUUUGCUUCAUUUCCACUAAUGGGUUCAACAACAAUGACAGAAUUCGCUUAAUAUCUGGAGUUUUAAUCAACUAAUUACAUACACCAAACUAUGAAUAACUGGUGGUUUUGAGAUGGCUUAUUUUGUAUCAUGUUUCUGUAUUAUAGUGUAACGCAUAUCUGAAUUUUAAAAAUGAUUUCUAUGUUAAAAAUUUGUGUUUGCCUUUUGAAUGUUGCAGCCUUAUUUCAAGGCCAGCUCUCAGUCAUUGCUAAGCUGAAACAAGCUGACACCACACCUUUUUAUAUUUCCUAUUAUACUGUAUGUCCUACUUCACUGCAUAUCUCGGAUGCACACCCUGCUCCGGUAUGAAUAUGAGUCUUACAGAAAGCUCUGUUUGACUCCAGUAAUCACAAUCAGCUUUCGCAGCAACAAUACAUUCCCUGUGUAUCCAAGCACAUAUUAAGUUGCCUUACCAUAAUGAAUGAAUAGCUUCAUCAAGUGGAUCAUAUGUAUAGUACUGACUAUACCAUGACUGAGGCUGAACUGGGCUAAAGGCGUGAGCCUUUUUUUUUUUUUUUUUUUUGUUCUGAAUGUGUCUGAGAAAUAACUGAGAUUUAAUUAACUCAGUCAGAUUAUUUCAGUGAUGCACACGGACGCUGGCCGUGAGAUCCCUCUGAUACACUGUGGUUUCUAUACUCGCGAAGCCCAGAUGAUGAACCACAAAACCACAGGCACGACACAGGCGUCGUCCCAUGUUUAACAUCCCAACACAUUCACGUGUUCCACGCAGAAGACUGUGGGACGAGAAAGGGGGGAAAAAAUAAAAAAUGUUCCAAAGACACAGCUGACAUCUGGGCUGUCAUAUCUGGAAUUUAUUGGACUACACUUUGGUUACAGUGUUGAGGAAUUGAGGAUUUAUAGCUGGAUAAUAAGCUGUUUGGGUUUUUUUUAAACAUAUUAUACUAGCUAUAAUCAAUGGUCUGAAAUUCAUAAUUGGAUGUUUGCCGAACACACUGAGGAUAGACUGUAAGAACAGUUAGUAUAUCAGGUGAAAAGCUGACCUCCAAGGUCAGGAUACACUAUGAUGUUAAAUAGUCUUGCAAAUAUCAGGGAAACACUGCGUCGGGUCAGCCUGUUACAAAACUUUGGGCCAAAAAAACUGAACUGAAAACAACCACGAACUCAUUUCAUGCACUCUGCAUGAAAUGGAGCUAACAAAAAAAUUCCUUUUUUUUCUUCCCUCUUAUUUAACAGUAAAGUUCUUUCAUACUCAGAACUGAACUGAAGAUUUAUUCCAUUGAUUUCAUAUUUCAAAAUUUGACCAAGUGUUAUUGCUAAAAUUAGAUGAUUUUUGUUUUGUUUUUUGUUUUUUUUUGCAGUGGGCAUUUGAUAGAUGUUUGAUGCCUUUUUUCUCUUCAAUCAAAGUGGUGCUCUGAGAAAGCGAGGAUGGGGGUGGGGUGGGGGGGGGGUCAUUAUUAAAAAAAAAAAAAAAAGGAAAAGACCCAAGGAGUGUUUUGUAAAAGAAUGAAAAUACUGACACUGUAAAUGCACUUUAGAGGGUAAAACUAGCUGUUUUAUAGGCGAUAAAUUGGCUACAUUUUGUUCACGGGUCCAUAAAUGGACUGGUCAGGUAUUGUAAAGGGUUUCAGUGGGUUAUGCUGGUAUUUUAUUUUAGUAUUGAGUUCCCAAUGCCAAGUUUAAUAACCAUUCACGGGUUAACCUCUUUCCAGUUAUUCACUUCCAGUUUGUUUUUGCUGGCUUACAAAAAUAAAUUCUUAAUUACAUAUAUGAAAUGCUUAGCAGAAGUUGCACAUUCUGUAUAUGUAAUUGAUAUUUAAAUAACUUAUUUUUGCUUUUUUUUUCAUAUCAACUGUAAUUAGCUGUACUAUAUGAAUAGCAAUACCUUCCUGCAUAAUGCAUAUUGCUUUAGCCAGUGAGGAACUACAGUAUGUAUUGUAAAAUAUGUGUACAAAUUAUUUUAUUUGGUUUUCAUCUACCUAAUGAUUGUCCAUACAGAUUUGCUUGUGUAUUGAAACAACAAAAGUAAUGUCAAUAGCUAUUUGUCAUUCUGAAAUAUAAUAAAACUUGUUUCUUGCCA
Molecule: messenger RNA, 7637 nt
Organism: Larimichthys crocea (large yellow croaker)
Lineage: Eukaryota; Metazoa; Chordata; Actinopteri; Sciaenidae
Gene: sash1a
Product: SAM and SH3 domain containing 1a
Exons: 19
Coding region: 1047-5024 (1325 amino acids)
Molecular function (GO): protein binding
Source: RefSeq, a predicted model, not a curated record